This is a messenger RNA of Eublepharis macularius, 5329 nucleotides long. It is a transcript of the gene SLC26A6, whose product is annotated as solute carrier family 26 member 6. Gene Ontology annotation, molecular function: sulfate transmembrane transporter activity; bicarbonate transmembrane transporter activity; chloride transmembrane transporter activity. NCBI's taxonomy places the organism in Eukaryota, Metazoa, Chordata, Lepidosauria, Squamata, Eublepharidae. Gene Ontology annotation, biological process: transmembrane transport. The transcript is spliced from 21 exons. Bases 87 to 2357 code for a protein of 756 amino acids. Gene Ontology annotation, cellular component: membrane. The record is from RefSeq and is a predicted model, not a curated record.
ACAGCUUUCCAGCAGCUCACAUUGCCAGUGCAGCAGCUGUGCAUUAUACAUCAGUCCUCCUGACCCCAGACUGAAAAACAGGCGGGAUGGAGAUGGAGAAAAAUGAACCACAAUUGUCCCCUCAGGAUGAGCCUGGUGUGCUGAAUGAGGCUGAAUUAGAGAAGCUUGGCCUGAGAAACUUGGCCCCAUCGCCCUCCCUCUGUACCAAGAUUCAGAAGAUAAGGUGCUCAACUUCAGCUGCAAAAUCCUUCCUGUUUCAACUGCUCCCCAUCCUGAUCUGGUUACCAAGAUACCCAGUCAAGGAAUGGCUACUGAGGGACAUAAUCUCAGGAUUCAGUGUGGGAAUCAUGCAUCUUCCCCAAGGUUUGGCCUAUGCGCUUCUAGCAGGACUGCCUCCUGUCACUGGCUUGUAUUCAGCCUUCUAUCCUGUCCUGCUGUAUUUCUUCUUUGGGACGUCUAGACACAUCUCUGUGGGCCCAUUUGCAGUCAUUUCUGUGAUGAUUGGGAGUGUGACAGAUUCACUGGAACCCAGCAGCAAGUAUUUGGAACUGGAAAUGACCAAUGGUACAAAUAAAACAAUCAUCAAUGUUGCCCAAAGGGAUGCUGCCAGGGUGGAGCUGGUGGCUGCACUCACCUUGUUGGUGGGCAUAUUUCAGGUUGCCCUUGGCCUGCUGCAGUUUGGCUUUGUGGCCAUCUAUCUUUCUGAACCCUUGGUGCGAGGCUACACCACUGCAGCUUCUAUCCAGGUGCUGAUCUCCCAAUUGAAGUAUAUCUUUGGGGUUGAAGUGGACGAGUAUGCAGGCCCAUUGUCACUGAUCUAUACCUUUAUGGAACUCUGCAAACGAUUGCCAGAGACCAACACGGGCACCUUGGUCACUUCAUUAAUUGCCAUGGUUUGCAUUCUGCUGGUCAAGAUCCUCAAUGACAAACUUGCCAAGAAACUUCCAUUGCCUAUCCCUGUUGAGCUUCUCACGAUUAUCAUCUCCACAGGGAUCUCCUAUGGUGCCAAACUGUAUGCAAAUUAUGGGAUUAGCGUUGUGGGUGAUAUCCCCAGUGGGAUGAGACCCCCUGAAGCGCCCAAUGUAAAUUAUUUUGGGAAGGUUGUGGGCAAUGCUUUUGCCAUUGCUAUGGUUAGUUACGUCAUUUGUAUCUCACUCGGCAAGAUCUUUGCCCUCAAGCAUGGCUAUACUGUGGACAGCAACCAGGAACUGAUAGCCUUGGGGCUCAGUAACUUUGUGGGUGGCUUCUUCCAAUGCUAUGCUAUCAGCUGCUCUAUGUCUCGCUCCCUAGUGCAGGAGAGCACAGGAGGCAACAGCCAGGUGGCUGCGGUGGUCUCUUGCCUCAUCAUCCUAGUGACCAUCUUGAAGAUUGGGGAGCUUUUCUAUGAACUUCCCAAAGCUAUUCUAGCUUCCAUCAUUCUUGUUAACUUGAAGGGCAUGUUCAAACAGUUCAAAGAUAUUCCUGCACUUUGGAGAUCCAACUUUACAGACUUGCUGAUCUGGCUUGUAACCUUUGUAGCCACCCUUUUGCUAAACCUUGACAUGGGGCUGGGGGUCGCUGUGGCCUUUUCACUUCUCACUGUCAUCUUCCGGACCCAGAUGGCCCACUAUUCCAUCCUGGGGCAAGUGUCAAAGACAGGCAUUUACAAAGACCUGGCUGAGUAUGACAAGGCUGAGGAAAUCCCAGGUGUGACAAUUUUUCGCUCCUCUGCCACAGUUUAUUUUGCUAACGCUGAACUGUAUAUAGGAGCACUAAAGAAGAAGUGUGGUAUUGAUGUGGAUAACCUCAUUAAAAGGAAGAAGAAAGCCCUGAAGAAAGAGAAAAAGAAAGCCAAGAAAGAAGCCAAGAAGAAUAAGAAAAUAGCUCCUGAGGCCAAAAAUGGAUGUGACUCUGGGAACAACAAUCUUGGCUUUGAUGGUAUGGACAUGGAGGCAAAGUCACAGGAGCCCAGUGACGACUGGAAAGGCAGUGACAUAACACUGCCUGAGCCUAAUGGAAGUGUGAAGGAUUUGGAGUCCCAAGUCAACAUCCAGCCACAACCCUGUUACAAGCCCACCUUGGAAUCCCUGGGGCUGGAAAAGCCUCCUCUUCACACACUCAUCCUUGAUUUCACUCCUGUCAACUUUGUAGACACUGUCUGUAUAAAGACCUUAAAAAAUAUAUUUAGAGAUUUCCGGGAGAUUGAAGUGGACGUGUUUCUUGUGGGUUGCCAUGCUCCAGUCAUGACACAGCUGGAAAGAGGCAACUUCUUCAAUGAAAUCAUCACUAAGCAUCACCUUUUUGCAUCAGUGCAUGAUGCUGUUACCUAUGUCACUAGGAACCGGGGAGAAAACUGCCACAGACUUGUUCAACACUAAAAUGUAACCAGUGAAUCAACCUCUCUGUGUCUCUCACAGAAGAGCAGGAGCCUGGCAUGUUUUUAGGUGACUGACUGAAUGGCUGUUUUUGCUGGUAAAAGUGAAUAACAUGGGAUUCUUUAUCACUGUGAAUCUGCUGAAGAAAGAAGCCAUCUAAUCAAGUGCCUGAGAAACUGGGGAGGUUGGAGGUUUGGCCUGUAGAAGCUUGAUCAAACUUUGGAAGAAUUGUGAAUCUGGACUUUUGAGUGAUAACUUCUAGUCCUCUGAACCAACUACAGGCACCACAAUUCCUGCCAAGGGGGGAAAAAAACCCUUUCAGAUACUGGAUAUGUUUCACUUGUUGCUGGGGAUGUGUUUUUGCAGUCAAUAAAAAAACUUUACUAUACAAAAAUUGCUGUACAUGGCAGAAAUGGAUAAAAUGAUGAGAAAGUUGAGAGAACAGAAUCCAGAAGAAUUUCUUAAUGACUGGGGUAAACUAAAACAGUAUUUGGAAAAGAAGUGGGACGUAAAGGGACAAUUAUGGUUGUUAGAUAACUAUUAAUUUUGCAGAAAGGAGGAGAUACUGAUCUUUACAAGAGAAGAGAGGAGAUAAGUUAGAAACAUAAUGUAACUGAUAGUUUGAUGUUAAGUUUUGUUUAAUCUAAUAUAUAUUAUCUAUUUUACUAGUGUGUUAAGAUAGUUAAGAAUAGAAAAGGGGAUAUAAGUAGUAGAUUUAGAUAGCGGGUUGGAAAACUGUUGGAAGUCUUAGAUUAAGGGGGGAGGGGAAAGGGUGGGAGAAUAUGGAAGUGAGGGUCUUAAUUGAAAAUCUGUAAUAUUAAUUUUUACUCACCCAAUAAAAUUGUUUUAUAAAAUAAAAAGACUUUACUGGGGCAACUUGCCUACGUGCAUGAAAAUCUCUGUUGCACAGUAAAGGCAGAAAAUCAACUUGGAUUUCUCUGCGAACAUCUAUUCAUAUUUUUUCCUUCUCUCUUGGAUUGGUAUUUAAAAUCAUAUCCUAGAAUGUAAGGUGUUGACUUGAGUUGUAUUUUCAUGCCUGUUUUCAUUGACAGAAAUGUUUUUGUUUCAUGCUGCAAUGAAUGGGAAGUUGUUUGCCUGAGGAAAAUACACACAUACCUGGGAACUCUUUCAUUAAAGGCUUGAGUUGUAUUCAGGGAGGAAGGCAGUCACGUAUAUGGUAAUAGACGGGGGGUGGGGGGUUUGUUUCCUACAUUUGGAGUUUCCCAAAAGUUGUUGGGUCACCUCACAUCCAAGUAGUUAGGGAACUAAGCCCCCUUGGUCACUUCUCAGCUCAGAGAAAGAGGCAAGGGUGAUCCCGAGGGUGAAGCCAAUGUUAUAUGACAAAUGCCACUUACUGAAGCACUGUAUAGGAAGUGAGAAUAGGAGCUGUUAUCUAGCUGUUGUGAAAACCAAAAUGCUUAUAGUAUGUACUGAAGUAAUUAAUGUUUGGAAUUUUGAUCCUCAAAAGGUUUCUUGAGCAAGCACCUGACAAAAUGAAUUGUAUGUGUACUUAGAAUGCUUGAAUUAUUGAAAUCAUACAUCUGAAUUCCUUGCUGUGGCAGGGCUGAGCAGCUCCUGUGUGGCCUGGAGCACCGAAGCCUGUAACAUGCUAGGCAAAGGUCUAGGUUCCAUACAUCCUAUUCCACUAAGAAUGCACUGGACUCAAAAAUCAGUUCAGUGACCAGCAUUAAUCAAAGCUUUAUGCUGUUGAGGCAUGGAAGUGGUUGACAGCGCCCUUCCUACCACAUGUCCCACAAAUUCCUCUCGCUACUCUAUCAGCCACUCCUAAGAGCAUCUUGCCAUUGCUUUUAAAGUUUGUCUCAACAGCAGCCUGGCCCAGUUGCCUUGCAGCCCCAUCCUCUCUCAGUUGCUGCUGAUCUCUGCCAGCGCUGCUCGUGCCUGGGAUCAUCAGCUAAAAGCUCCUCCAACUGAUGUGUGCUCUGCCCUCCUACAGCCAGCUUCUCAAUGCUUUAUGCUGUUGACACCCUUUCCUUUCCACCAACAUUUCUAGGCUCCCUGAAGGCUGCAGGCCUCCUGACCUUAAGUGGGUAUAAGUCCCCAUCACACUAGUUACUGCGCACAAAGUAUUAAUUUAGCAAGAUGAUUAACAACUGAAAUAAGAACACACAAAACGUCCGAUGAAUUUUUGAUUCAUCUGAGUGCAGUUCUACUUUUUCUAAACACUGUCAUAUUCCACUAUUUUUCCGAGUGGAUGAGGAAAAAUUAGGCAAGCUGCAAAUAAGAAGAGAUUUUAUACAGGCAGAAAAAACCAAGACAUGAGAUAGCACUUCAUAUUAUUUAUUGUCAAUACAAUUCAUGUUUCGGUCAUGUAAAGAAAUGCCAUAAACCCCAGAAUUUCCAGUCAAAGCUCACUGUAAUUGCAUUUAUACUACAGGGUUGUGGUAAGGAAGCAUCUUUCAGGGAAAAGACUAGUAGAGUGAGUCAUUCCCCAGCCUCAGAGCAAUCAACCCAAGGACAUGUGAAUGGCUCUGGCCUAGGGAUAGCAGAGAUAACAGCUCACACCUCACCUUGAGAGUAACCCGAGAAUACAGAAUCUAAAUGAUCAAAGUGUAGAGCGUAUCUUCUCUCUUUGAAGAUGAAGAGAAGGAUCAUCUACAAGGGGGUGAGCAAGGAGAGGUUAUAUAUUUCCUGACUACAUGGAAGAAGCAGUUACUUGCUCUUAUUUUGUCUCAAGGUAUGAAGGACUAAGUUUUUACCUUGGGAACUCAAUCUUGAGUACAUGAGGAACAAUGGGAGAAGUCCUAACUCUGACAACGAAGGUAAUGGAACUUUUCCAAGGCCUUGUACAUCCAAGGAGAAGUAUCUGUUCUUAUUUAAAAAUGUAUUUGGAACAAGUCUAAAACAGGAUUAGAAGGAUUGAAUUUAUUCAUUUUUCUUUUCAUCGUUGCUUGGUUCUGCUGCAUACAGAAGUUUUGUUUGUGCCUUGUUCUUUUAUUAAACUUUUAUAAUUUGAA